Messenger RNA from Ochlerotatus camptorhynchus, 1722 nucleotides. It is a transcript of the gene eEFSec, whose product is annotated as eukaryotic translation elongation factor, selenocysteine-specific. Gene Ontology annotation, molecular function: GTP binding; translation elongation factor activity; GTPase activity. Bases 151 to 1719 code for a protein of 522 amino acids. The record is from RefSeq and is a predicted model, not a curated record. NCBI's taxonomy places the organism in Eukaryota, Metazoa, Arthropoda, Insecta, Diptera, Culicidae. The transcript has a single exon. Gene Ontology annotation, biological process: selenocysteine incorporation.
AUAAAAAUAAUUAAACCCAAAUUUUAAUAAUUAAAACAUAUUAAUAAUUAUGAUUAUUAUUUAGUAUUCCACUUCAGUCUCGCGUGUGUUUCUGUUCAUUCCGGACCCGAUAACUUUUGUGAUUGUAGUUAAAUUGGUUUAUUUUGAGCAAUGCUCAACCUCAACGUUGGAAUCUUGGGCCAUGUCGAUUCUGGAAAGACAACGCUGGCCAAGGCGCUAAGUGGCAUCGCAAGCACGGCGGCGUUCGAUAAGAAUCCUCAAUCCCAACAGCGGGGGAUAACCUUGGACCUGGGCUUCAGUGCUCUUCUGGUGGACUUGCCUGACCACCUGAAGGCCCACAGGGAUGGCGGAAGUGAGUACGACAGAUUGCAGUACACGUUUGUGGACUGCCCCGGUCAUGCCAGUUUGAUACGAACGAUUAUCGGUGGGGCCCAGAUUAUCGAUAUGAUGAUCCUGGUGGUGGACAUUGGAAAAGGAAUCCAGACCCAAACUGCAGAAUGCUUGGUGAUUGGAGAGCUGACAUGUCGGAAAAUGAUAGUGGCGUUGAAUAAGAUUGAUACAUUGGAAGAGGACAAACGGGUGAAAGUAGUGGAGAAAAUGAAGAAAGGCCUCGGGAUGGCUCUGAGUAAGACGAUUUUCGCCAGUUCGCCAAUAAUUGAAAUAUCCGCGGCGAGUGGGCUAAACCUGGAGCGAUUUGUUGAAGCGUUGAAGGGGUAUUCGUUUGUUCCUGAGCGAACCUACGGGCUGCCGUUCCUUUUUGCAGUCGAUCACUGUUUCACUAUCAAAGGCCAAGGCACGGUUUGUACGGGUACCGUGCUGCAAGGGCAGAUCAAGCUUAAUGAAGAUGUGGAAAUUCCAAAACUGAAGCUAGUCAAGAAGGUCAAAUCAAUGCAGAUGUUCAAACAGAGUCAGCAAAUUGCUAAACAAGGAGACCGCAUCGGCAUAUGUAUUACACAGUUUGAUCCUAAAUUGUUGGAACGGGGGCUGCUGUGUUAUCCUGGCUAUGUAUCAGAUAUCUAUGCAGCCGUGUUACAAUUGAAUCCGAUUCAGUACUACAAAGGCAUCGUGAAGCAUAAGGCAAAAUUUCACAUUACAUGUGGAUACGAGACGGUGAUGGGCACUGUAAUUCUUUUCAAAGGAACUGAUCCAGGUUUUACGAUUGCCGAGCAGUAUGAGUUUCUUGAAGAGCUAGGCCAGGAUGCAGCAGGGGAAGUCUCGCCGAUAUUGGCUUUGUUAGAAUUCGAACGGCCAAUUCAAGCUGUAUCAAAUGCCCUAGUAAUUGGCUCCAAGUUGGACACCGACAUCCAUUCUAGCCUCUGUCGAUUGGCUUUCCACGGUAAGCUAGAGUACAGCUGUACCGAUAAAGACUACUCGACUAGUUUCCUACCGCAGUUGAACAUUUUCAAAGAGAAACGUAAAACGGGAACAGUUCAACGGGUGGUCAAUGAAACGGAACUCAUAGCGGCUGGAUUGUUCAAGAAGACGGGCAACAACCGGCAAGCGUUCCUUGGAUUGAAAGUUCAACUUAGCACAGGUGAGUGCGGGGUGAUUGAGGAUUCUUUUGGGACCACAUCGAAGGUGAGACUCAGGUUUAUGGAACCAUUGGGUAAGACGACUUUGGAUCUUUUGAAUAAGAAAGGUGCCUCAGAGCAGGUAAAAGUGGAGGUCAAAUACAAAAAGUAUCUGUUUAGAAAAGAUGGCAAUAAAGUUGUUCAGUGAGAA